AUGGAGGACAUCGACUUGGGCCGAGACCGUUCGCAUCUCAUCGAUCUCAUCUACGGGAAGAGCAAUGGCUCGGAGAGUGUUUCGCCGUCAUUGGAAAGUCGCGAGACGUCGAUUCCGCUGAGCGACGCGUCGACGAAGCCGCUUAAGAAGAAACCGAAAUCCAACGCCGUCAAAGAGAAGAAGCCGGCAAAGAAGGUUGCGUGCUCAAAAGGCGUCUGCAUUUGCUUAUUCCUAUUCUUCGUGCUCGCCGUCCUUUUCGCCGCCUUCGCCGCCCAUUAUGUCACCAAACAGGAAUAUUCGAACAUGUCAGAUAGCGCAAAUGAGCCAAUUGUGAGCUGCAAGAAUUUUACCCGCCCCAAUAAGCGACCAUACAAGCCAAUAGUGAAUGAGGAAGACGCCGAUGAGAAUGACGUCGUCAAGACUCCAACGAAAGAGGAGCUCGCGCUCCCCAAGAGCCUCAACCCAGUAUGGUACAAAGUGAGUUUGACGCCGAAAGCUGGCGCUGCUGAUGGUGUCGCCGAGGUGAAGCUCAAAGUCGAAGAGCCGACGAACAAGAUUGUGUUGAACUCGAAGGGAAUCGAUUUCACCAAAGAUUUGGCGAAGAUCCAGAUUUCGAAAGAGACCACUCGAAAUAAGCGCGAUUCGGAGCCGGUGGCGAACACGAAAACCAAUCGGGUGAUGGCGGAAGGGUCCGGCGAGGAGCCGACGAUGGAAACCGCUGUUUUGGAAGACGCCGGCGUCAAAGUCACCGGAAUCGAAUUCGACGACGUUUUGGAGAAGGCGGUGAUCACGCUCGACAGGCCGCUCGCGAAAGGCGCCGACGUCGUCGUGAAGAUUCCGUUCUCGUCGCAAGUCACCGGCAACAACGGUUUGCGCGAAUACAAGUACUCGGUGGGCGAUGAGACGAGAAGCAUGUUCACCACACAGCCGAGCUACGCCUACCUUCGUCACAUCUUUCCGAGUUUCGAUCAGGAAUCGUUCAAAGCGCCCGCCGGAUUGACAUUGUCGCAUUCGAAAGGAUCGAAGGUGGUGGCGAAUACCGAUGUGACUACCGAUGAUGAUGGGGAUGCCUUGACGUCGACAUUGGGUAAAGUGAUCGAUCCUGACUUUGUUAUCGGCGAUCUCAAGUCCCAGCAAGCCAAUACCACUGGUGGCCUUGAGUUGAGAGUUUGGACGCGUCCCGAACUGGAGAACAGCACGCGGUAUGCUGUCGACAUCGCCAAUCAAGUGGUCGACGCUCUUGAGCAUCUCCUUCAGUCGCGUCUGGAUUCGAAGAGGCUCGACAUCGUCGGUGUGCCCGGCUUCGAGGCUGGCAAUCGUGUGAGUCGCUCAUUCAUUGUGGUGCCCGAAGAGGAGCUCGUCUACAACGAAGGCGGCAACGAUGUUCAGCAGAAGGUUCGGAUUGCGAGACGAUUGGCGAACCGCAUCGCCGCUCAAUGGUUCGGUGGCAUCACCAGUCCGGAAGAGGUCGGCACCUUCUGGCUCAACGACGCGCUUCCACGCUAUUUAGAGGUUGAGGUCCUUCAGAGGAUCCUCGGUGUCGAUUCCGACGAUUUGUGGACGUAUGAGAUUGAGCAGCUUCUCGAGCACGACGCCAAAGCGAACUCGGUGCCGUUGAGAGUCAAAAAUUUGUUCUCAUCGACCGAAGCGGCCAAUUUCGAUCACGUGUUUGUUGGAGGAAAAGGGGCGGCGAUUUUGAGAAUGUUGAGGAAGUCAAUUGGGGAUGAGUACUUCAACAAGGCCAUCAGAAAUUUCGUCACCUCCUACCGUACCUCGUACCCUUACGAUGACGGACUCUGGAAGUCGUUCGACAAAUCAUUGGGCGAUUCGGUGCGCGGAUGGAACAACGAGACGCUCGACGUCGGCAAAUUCGUUGCCACUUGGGUCGAUCAAAUCGGAUUCCCGUUGGUGGCGGUGGAGAAGCUUGACGGCGACAACGCCGAGUUGUCUCAAGAGCGAUUCCGGAACGACAGGAAGACGACGGAGAAGUUCAAAUAUCGCAACGCGAAAUUCUGGUUCAACUGGGAGGUUCCAUUGUUUAUGAGCUCCGCUGACAAGGCACAAUGGCUUCAUGAGGCGUUCAGAAUCCCAUUGAAGGAAUCUGAAACGAUUUUGCUCAACACCGACGCCAACGGAUUCUAUCGUGUGAAUUAUGAGGAGAAUCGUUGGAACAAUAUUGCCAACCAGCUCAAGAACAACCACGAGGAGUUCACACCGCGCACUCGCGCUCGCCUACUCGCCGAUUCGUUCACACUGGCCAACAGCAAGGUGAUCCCGUUCGAGACCGCGCUCAAUAUCACCCAAUACCUUCCGAAAGAGACCGCUGUGACGCCGUGGCUCGUCGUCGCCGACAAGUUUGUCGAGCUUCUCGAUCGCCUCGAAGGCACCACACUGCAGGAUCGCGUUAAUAAGUUCGUCGCUGACAAGAUCGAGGCGCAACUUCAGCGAGCAUUAGCGAGCGAUGAUGAGCCGGACUAUCUGAAGAGUGUGCUCAGGGACAAGCUGUUCGAUCUUGCCGCUCGCACGAAACCCGAGAGGUCCAACGCGAAACUCAAUGAGGUGUUCCAGACGGGAUUCCUCGCCAAUUGCGACGGCUCCAAGUUGAGCAGCGAGUGCUCCAAGGUUCCUGGAGACCUACGCGACAAGGCCUAUUGUAAUGGCGUCGAGUUUGGAAAUGACACGGUGUUCCGCACUAUUCAGACUUUGGCUCAGAAGGAGAUUGAUGGAAGGGAGAAAGAGGUGCUGGUGAAGAGUUUGGCGUGCUAUCGGGAUCCUAGAAGCUUGAGAAGGCUGAUUUUGGACUCAUUGAAUAGCACUAGCUUGACCGCUGAACUUCUCGCAGCAAUGAAUAAGCGGCCGGUUGGAAGAGAGGUGGCGACGAAUUUGAUAAUCGACAAUUGGUCGAAAUUGAAGAAGAAGUUCGCUGACGAUCCGGAAUCGCUGAACGAGAUCGUCAAAUCGGGAGUGGUUGUUGAGAAUGAGCGUGAGAAGAGCAUGAUCGAGACCUUCCUCGAUCAUCAUCAUAAGAGCACGUCGCCGAUAUCGGCGUUUGAUGAGAAGCUCGAAUCGGGAACAUCGAGCAUUUAUUGGAGAAAAGAGCGCACCAAUGAGCUCAAUGACUAUCUUGAUGGCAAAAUGAAGGGACCAUCGAGUUCGGGUGACGCGGAGAAUAGCGAGGAGAAUUAA
Molecule: messenger RNA, 3186 nt
Organism: Caenorhabditis bovis
Lineage: Eukaryota; Metazoa; Nematoda; Chromadorea; Rhabditida; Rhabditidae
Source: the annotation of a GenBank genome assembly